UCUGAUGUUUAUAAAAAUUGGAUCUGAUAAACAGCAGUGCGCAUACAAAAGCACCUGCAUACUCCGUGGAAAGAGGUGGACAAAAGGCCGGAUUUCCAAAAUGGAAGGCAACAGCUGCCUUGACAUCUGCUCAGAGCUGGGAUGUUGCUCUCACCAGCUCCAGGAGGAGAGCUUGUCUUACAAGCCAAGCGAGCACAGCUACCAAGCUGAACAGAGUUCACUGGCCAUGUACGGAGGGCAACCUGCCAAAAUUUGGACAGCUGUCAUGAUAUCAGCUUUGCAGCUUAUGUGGGACCAAAUUGGACGUGUUUGCCCUGAAGAAUUGCAAUCAAACAGCAAGAAUUUCAAACAGAACUUAGGUGACAGAAGAAAAUGUGAUAACUAUGCCAACACCCUUAAAGAACUGGCAGGAAUGCUGCCUAUCCCUUUGAGAACUAACUGCAAGAGGUUGACAAAGAAAGAAAUUCUCCUGCGUGUCCUCCAAUACAUUGAACACCUGCAGGAGAGCAUUGAUACAGCCAGAUCGUUACUUCACAUCAAUUCUGACGAGCGAAAAGGGGAAGCCGAGCAGCUGGUGGUGGUGGCUCCUGCCCAAAAGAGAGGACAAAGAGAAGCCACACCACGCACAAAGAAAACGAAGCCAAUGGUGGUUUGCAAAAAACCGAGGAAGAGGAGACGCACCCGCAAAUCAGAUCGGCGAGCAGUGAACAAGAAAGCCUGCAAGUGCCUCGCUCUGGAGACUGAGAACAUCCCUUGCCAAGCUGGCAGAUACAGUGACGAGAACAGUUUAUACGCUGUGGGAAAGGUCAACUCUAUUCUUUCAUCCUCCCAGAAGCAGUCACCUUUCUUUCCUAACUUCCAAGUUCCAGUACCAGAAUCUUACCAGCCUGCCAGCACUACCUCUCUGGAUGUCACCCCAAAUGGAGUUCAAUUUCAUACCACAGACUGGAGCUUGGGCAGCAAUGAAGAGGAAGGCAAGAACGGCGAUAUGUUUUCUGCGUGUGCAGCACAAGUAGCUUAUGAUGAGCUGCAUCAAUAUGUCAAGGAGACUGGACAUUCAUCAGCAGGACAGGAAUUGGUGUAUUACAAUUCUUCUUGUGAGGAAGAAGAUGAAGAAGGACCCAGAGCCAGCCCUUGGCUGUCCACUCAGUCUCCCAUAGGCAUGCCCCUUGCAGGGAGCAUGCAGCUGUGCUCUCCCAGGAUUGGGACACAAAACAACAGUUGCUCGGAUUUGGGGCUCAGUCCUUCGCUUUUCUCCUCUCCUGGCCGGCUACUCACCAGACACACUCUCCAAGGCAUUCAGGAGGAAUUUUCCCCAGUUUUAUUUGAAGAUGUGUAUAUGUCUCUGCAGUCUAACAGUUUUGCUCAGACCCUUUCAGGAACUCUCUUAAGAAAGCCUGCGUUCAAUCUGGAUCACUGCUACCUUUCCUACAGUGAAACAGGUCAAAGCGACUCCAGCCCUGUGUCUAGAGUAAAUGAGGCAGCAUCUUCAUGGAACAAGCAAUUCCUCCAAGAGGAGGCUUCCAACAUCAGGUCUGAAGGCCCCAUGUCCUCGAGUGAUGAGAACAGUGAUGCUACCUGGACACCAUGCAAGAGGACAAAGCCACCUCAGGUCGCCUGUCAGAAGAGGAAGAAAGUUGUCAGGAGGCAGAAGCGCCGGCCAGGACUCUGUGAGAAACAUAGCAGUUCUUCUCUACAGCUGAAGAAGAAAUGUGUGAAUGGAUUUAUCAUGUUCUGCCGCUUGAACCGCAGACACUUCAUCCGUGCUUACCCAGGCAUGGCUUCUACUGCUGCCACAAGGGAGCUGGCCCAGCUGUGGCGGAUGAUGACGAAGCAAGAACGGAAACCUUAUUGCCUGAAAGCCCGGAGAUUCAGCCGUAUGAACAAUCGUAUUGUAAGGGAAGACAACUCCAGUGGGGAGGAAGAGAUGGAGCCGCCCAAGCCUUUCCAUCUGUUACUGGCUGAGAAGUCCUUUCAUGGUGCCCAGAACUUUGGUGACUACUCUUUACUAGACUUUAUCCCAUGAUUAUUAUUUUUUAAUGGCGGAAUGUUGAAAAUGGCAGGUUCACCUAUGAAAAGAUGGCCCUCUCCCACUGGUUUGUUAUUGUUUGUUACAGAGUUUCCUAGUUGGUGGGUCCCCCAUUCAGUGCUUAGCUUCCUUCUUUACAGCAGUGCACAAGUUGACAGGGGCCUCAUGGGUCCCAUUGACAGGCUAGCAAAAAGCAAUAACAGAGAGGGGAGGAAGGGGGCCAGACAACCCUAUUUCACCAGCCUCCUUCCCCUUUACAUCUCUUUUUUAUUGCUUGCAAAUAUCCAGGGUAUCCUUGCUCACUGUGCUUCCAGCUUCCAAGGAGUAGUUGCUGAGGGGAAGCAAUAUAACAGAUGGAUGGGUUGUAGGUUUUACCUCCUGCCACCGUCCAAAGUGGUCCCUGAUAGGUUUGGAGAGCAGUACCCCUGUGCCAGCAGCAUUGGCAAGACGAAUAUUCAGGUUUGCAUGUUUACAUGGGUAUUACCAUGGGUUUCAGAGUCUGCUCCAUUUGACAUGGAUGGGUGUAGUUUUCAAAAGGCAACCGUUCUGUGUGGAUUUUAAAAAAAGAAUUUCCAGAGUAUAUAACAGUGUCUUUCCUCUGGAAAACUCGAUGUCUGUUUCAUUUUGGCUUUUAACUUCAAAUCCAUAUUUAUUGCCAAACAUUUUUAGCUCCUCUGAUGCUUUACUAAAACUUAAGGUUUUCGUUAUUGGGGCUUUAGCUCUGUGGGAUGUUUUGCUGCAAUACAGGAUCCAGAUUUUGAGGUCCACAUGGGUUAACUCGUUUCAUGGUAAAUGUGAUGCUUUGUUACAUAGCAAGUUGCUUCCUGUGUGUGUUUGCCAUUCCCUGAAGCAAAUGAAUGUCCAUGUAUGUGAGUUCAUAUGUUUGCUCUGAGUAGCACUGAAUUCACCCUUGAUGGGUCUGUUACACCAAAGAUCCUGAAGAGGAAAACACUUGGUAGUUUUAGUCUGAGGUUAAAUAAGUUCCAAGACACUUGAUUCUGAGCAAACAAGAGUGCUCACAGUGGGAAGGUAGAAUGACAGGAUUGUACUUGUGAAGAGCACAGAUCAGGCCACUAUAACAUAAUAUUUUGGGUUGGUUUCU
Pogona vitticeps (central bearded dragon) is the source of this 3131-nucleotide messenger RNA. RefSeq names its product meiosis initiator (gene MEIOSIN). NCBI's taxonomy places the organism in Eukaryota, Metazoa, Chordata, Lepidosauria, Squamata, Agamidae. Gene Ontology annotation, molecular function: protein dimerization activity. The record is from RefSeq and is a predicted model, not a curated record.